AUGGAGGCGAGGGCCGUGUGCGAGAUUUUGAAAUACAUAAUUAUUCACUGGAAAAGGCAAGCGGCAGAACUAAGUCGGGAAGCAUUGUUGGAAGGGGAGCUGCUCAUUUCCAUAGAAGAAUCAACUUCAAAAUAUCGAGCAGACCCUUUUCAUUAUGUGACAACCAUUGCCUUUGCAGGAAGUACAUGUGGUGACUUAGUGCCCAAGCAGUUUCUAAAAGGAAUUCAGUCACUGCUGUCAGGAUUCUCUGGGAAGCUGACUUGGCCUUCAGAGGAAGCUCGCUGUGCCCAGGACCUGACAGGGUUGGCAUCCUUCCAGAUAAAAUUUGAGGUUGAUGAAAAGCCCCCAACCUUGAUGACAGAUUGUCUGGUUAUCAAGCAGUUUUUGCACAAAACCAGCAUAGUUCACCCAAAGGUCAGAUUCCACUUUGGUGUGGAAGUGAAUGGAGUCCUCUCCAAGGAAAGCUUUGGGGUGGAGAAGGAGCCCAUGGUGAAGCUGCUAAAUGGGAUUGGCCUGCUCACCAGUCAGCACCACUAUGUGAGGCCAGGAUUUCUGGGGGCCCAGAAAGUCUGCAGCAGAAUCCACCCUGUGCUGGGGCAUCCUGUCGCCCUCUUCAUUCCUGACGAGGAAGCCAACAUGGGCUUACUGGGGCAGCUGACCCUCACUCCAGCAGCUGCUCUGUGUCCCUGCUGCAAGCUUCAUCCCGACCAGACCAGCCAGAUCUCUCCAUCAUAUGUAUUUCUGUAUGGACCUUCAGGUCUGCCUCUACUAUUUCCAAAUCAGGAGCAUCCAUUAACUGUCUUCAAGGAUAAUUCCUACCUUUUUGACUGGAAGAAAUAUCACUUAUGUGCAGCACUCAACUCGAAUAUCGGUUUGGAAGAAGAUCUGGUGCUUCCCGAUGUGAGUUACUGGAUUGAGUCCCAUGAGAGGAGACGGCCCCCGGACUCGGAGGAACGUGUUCUGCUGCUCUUUCUCAUGGUGGAUUUCCACGGUGGAUUCCCAGCUCAGCUGACGGAGGCCUGGGGGUUACAGUCUUUGCUUCUAACUCAUCUGAAUAGCAUCCUGCUGGAGAACCAGAGCCUGGUACAGGGUGCUGUACAGACAGCUGUGGAUCAGGCCUUGGGGCAGCACCACCGGGGAGUCAAGGCCCAACAGAAAUUGCAGGCAUCCAUCCCAGUGGCCGUGAACUCCAUCCUCAGUAUUGUGGCUGGCAGCACCUGCAGCAGCUUUCGGGCUCUUUGCCUCCAGACCCUUCAGGCAGCCGACACCCAGGAGUUCAGGAGGAAACUGCACAAAGCCUUCCAGCUGACCCUGCAUCGGCGCUUCCUUCAUCACGCUACCAGUGACCCAAAGAAACAGCUGCUUCCUGAGCCGACCAGCACGGAGGAGAGGGAGGAGGGGGACGAGAGCCUAGAGGAGGCACUCCCAGGGAGCUGCUGUCCAGGAGAGGCUCCGAGGCCCAAGAGGUACUGCCAAGAAGAGGGUGUGGGGAGGAAGGCCCUGGCUGCCAGCUGGCUGCCCCUGCUGAGCCUCGGGCAAGCCCCCCAGCGCUCUAUCGGAACGGGACCCACCUGCUCCCAGGCCAGGGGCUGGGGCAGCCCAGAGACCCGCGGGGAGGACACGCUGUGGCUGCAGGAGGUGUCCAACCUGUCCGAGUGGCUGAGCGCCGGCCCAGGGUCCAGGCCCGGACCCUAGGGGGGCAGUCCCCGGCCCCGCUUCUUCCAAU
Vombatus ursinus (common wombat) is the source of this 1726-nucleotide messenger RNA. It is a transcript of the gene TOP6BL, whose product is annotated as chromosome unknown C11orf80 homolog. Gene Ontology annotation, biological process: reciprocal meiotic recombination; meiotic DNA double-strand break formation. Bases 1 to 1695 code for a protein of 564 amino acids. The transcript has 16 exons. NCBI's taxonomy places the organism in Eukaryota, Metazoa, Chordata, Mammalia, Diprotodontia, Vombatidae. The record is from RefSeq and is a predicted model, not a curated record.